AUGGUGAAGAAGCGGGUGCUCGACCCCAUUCCCGUGCUGGACGAGGCUCUACUGUCGGCGGCAUUGCGCGAAGAGGGCAUCAAGGAGCUGCAUGCCGCUUCCGUGUGGCACUAUGCGCUCUCCGAGGGGAAGCUACACGGUUCGGACGCGACUUUCGACGGUUUCGAGGACGGCAAGUUCUACAUGAGCGCUCCGGCGCCCACGGGCCCCCUGCUUCGGCGCAAGUUUGCUGUGCUCACGUCAACCGUUGUGGAGACGCAGCGCUCGGAGGACGGUACCGUUAAGCUGCUGGUGCGGCUUCAAGACGGGCAGAUGGUGGAGACGGUGAUCAUCAAGCACAACGGGACUCACCCUCGCACGACCUUAUGUGUCUCCUCGCAGGUGGGGUGCCAGAUGGCGUGCACCUUCUGCGCCACCGGGACGAUGGGCCUCAAGGGCGACCUCACGGCCGGAGAAAUCUUGGAGCAGGUCUUGCACGCGUCCAGGGUGUCUCCCAUCCGAAACGUCGUGUUCAUGGGCAUGGGAGAGCCUCUGAACAACUACGAUGCGGUGCUGGCUUCCAUCCGAGGCAUGGCGGACAGCAGGAUGUUCAAGCUCUCGCCGAGGCACAUCACGCUGUCUACGGUCGGAGUGGUGCCGCGCAUGAAGCAGCUCACCAUCGACGCGCCGGAGACUCAGCUCGCGCUUUCGCUGCACGCGCCGAACCAGGAGCUGCGCAACAGAAUCGUGCCUUCCGCGAGGGCCUACCGCCUGGACAAGCUCAUGGACGCCUUGGACGGCCACCUUAGGGGUCCCGGUGUUGCCCCGCCGCCGACCACCAGCCACUCGGCGGGGGAGGCAGCGGCGCAAUCGGUGCCGGUUGAGAACGGCGGGGGGCAGAGCGAAGACAAGGGUGGGGGCGGGGAAGGGAUGGCGGCGGACGGAGGGGCUGCGGCGGCCGCUUCGGACGAGGCGGGUGGCGUGGAGACUAUCGCAGGCGUUGUCAUGGUCGGGGGGAGAGGGGCCGGGCGAAGGGCGCUGAUCGAGUACGUGAUGCUGGCGGGGGUUAACGACACGGAAGAGUGCGGAAGGGAGCUGGGGGAGCUGUUGAAGGGGCGCAACGUGCUGGUAAAUUUGAUCCCAUACAAUCCAACGUACGCCCCUGGGUCGGAGGAGUUCAAGGAGCCCACGGAAGAGGCGCUGCAGAAGUUCAGAGCGAUCGUGCACGAGCACGGCUUGCUGGUGACGAUCCGAAGACAUCACGGCAGAGACAUCGACGGGGCGUGCGGCCAGCUGGCGGUCAAGGUGGUCACCGCAGGGGCUAAGUCGGGCGACGGGUGCAGCAGCGGCGGCGGCGGCGGCAACUCGGGCGGAGACAUCGAGGACCUAGUCGCGGGCGCGAGCAAGAGAGCCAACGGCAACCUCAGCCGCACUGGAAGGAAGGGGCUGCGGGGGACCGCCGGCGAACGAUCGCCGUCGUCGUCUAGUAGAAGGAACCUGUUCGAUGCUGCCUUUCCGGACGGGGGGGGGCGGAGGCUCGCGGCGCUUUCGCUCCUGGUAGUUGGCAGCACGGCGGUGGCACUUGUUGUUGCUGCUCGAGCUAGACGGAGAGGGUAG
Ectocarpus siliculosus is the source of this 1596-nucleotide messenger RNA. NCBI's taxonomy places the organism in Eukaryota, Phaeophyceae, Ectocarpales, Ectocarpaceae. The record is from the annotation of a GenBank genome assembly.